Cricetulus griseus (Chinese hamster) is the source of this 1243-nucleotide messenger RNA. The record is from RefSeq and is a predicted model, not a curated record. NCBI's taxonomy places the organism in Eukaryota, Metazoa, Chordata, Mammalia, Rodentia, Cricetidae.
CAUUUCUUGUGUUACGUCUGUAAAGAAUACGUGGAGGAUCUGGGCAAAAUCCCCAAGAGCGUCCUCCGAGAAGCAGAUGUCACCCUCAUAGUGAUUGGACAGUCAUCAUACCAUCAUAUUGAGCCUUUCUGCAAACUGACUGGAUAUUCUCAUGAAAUCUAUGUUGAUCCUGAGAGAGAAAUUUAUAAAAGAUUGGGAAUGAAAAGAGGGGAAGAAAUUUCCUCCUCAGGACAGAGCCCCCACAUAAAGUCCAACCUGCUUUCGGGAAGCCUUCAGAGCCUGUGGUGGGCAGUCACUGGCCCGCUUUUUGAUUUCCAAGGAGACCCAGCUCAGCAAGGUGGAACCCUUAUUCUAGGUCCAGGUAACAGCAUCCACUUUGUGCACCGAGACAGGAAUAGGUUGGAUCACAAACCCAUAAACUCUGUUUUACAGCUUGUGGGAGUUCAGCCUGUGAACUUCAUGAGCAGACCUACAGUUAUCCAUGUGUGACUUCACAUGGGAUCUUCCACUUGUGAAUGGGCCCUUGAAAUGUGAACCAAAAUGCCAGGCAUCAUGACUUCAAGAGGUUAUGAAAACACAAAGCUCAUUCGCCUAUAGAGCUAUAUGCUGAAAGGUAUCAGUUGCCAGAAAUGGGAUAGGCAUUUUAAAUUUUAUGGCCUCUAUAAUUAUCCAUUCAAUAGAAAAUUUUGGCAACCAAAACAUAAGAAGGGGGCUGGAAAGAUCACUCAGUGGUUAAGAGCACUUGCUUCUCUUGCAGAGGACCCAGGUUUGAUUCCCAAAACCCACAUGGUGGCUCACAAUUGUCUGUAACUCCAGUUCCAAGGGAUCCAACACCUGGCCUUUAGGCACCAGGUGCACAUGUGGUGAACAUGCAUAAAUGUAGGCAAGCACUCAUACACAUAAAAUAAGAAUAAAAUCUUCUAAAACUGUGUGUGUGUGUGUGUAGGGAAGUGAAAAAUGGGCCAGGUCUGAUGGCACAGGCGAGUAGUCCUAACACUAAGACAUGGGGACAAGAGUCCAACCUGAGCUAUAUGGGAAAGAGCCUUCCUCAGAAAAAUAGUUAAUGGAAGGGGAGAAUGUACAAAGGGAAAGGAAAGCAACUCAAGACAGUUUUAUUUAGUAGGGGCAGGGAAACACAACAGAUUUUUAAAUUCUGUAAAUGGUGUAACCAUGUAUACGUGUAUGUUUUAAUUUUUGUGCUCUUGGAGAAAAGAUGGUAAAUAAACACUGUACAAGCCGGGCA